Morone saxatilis (striped sea-bass) is the source of this 883-nucleotide messenger RNA. Its product is annotated as lysine-specific demethylase 6A-like. Gene Ontology annotation, cellular component: MLL3/4 complex. Gene Ontology annotation, biological process: regulation of gene expression. NCBI's taxonomy places the organism in Eukaryota, Metazoa, Chordata, Actinopteri, Moronidae. The record is from RefSeq and is a predicted model, not a curated record. Gene Ontology annotation, molecular function: RNA polymerase II cis-regulatory region sequence-specific DNA binding; histone H3K27me2/H3K27me3 demethylase activity; chromatin DNA binding.
GCCGCCCAUUUAUUGGUCAGGCUGAGCGGAGGGCGUGCCGACGGUGGCGGCGUGCGUUUGCCUAUGUGACACAAUUACAACAACUUUGAGCCGAUGGUUGGGGAAGUUUGCGAUAAAUCAAGUAACACUCACCCUUAAAACCCAACAUCACAUCAACUUCAUGCAUAAAUUGGCACUGGAAUACACGCUGUGUUUCGAUGCACAAUGAGGAGUGUGGAAGGUAACUUGAAGGGAUUUCCUUGAGGAUUUGGCAAGAAUUGCGUUACGCCCCGUUUUAGUCCUGGAUAGGUGUGCAACACUUUCGUUGUUAUUGCGUUUUGCCGGAGUUGCUCGGUUCCGUCGAUCUUCCUAUUUCUUUCCCAUGAAAUCGUGCGGAGUGUCGCUCACAGCCGCUGCCUCCGCUGCCGCCCGGAGUCUCAGCGUUGCUGGUAAUGACGAGGAGAAAAUGGCGUCGGGAACAGCGACUGAAAUCGAAGAGGACUUUCCGAAGCUAACAGCGCAAGAAAAAGAGAGCCUGGUCGGAACUGACAGUACACUGUUUGGAUUUCAUAGGCUUCAAGAAGAUGGCGCCAGAACGAAGGCCUUGCUGUUAAAGGCCGUUAGCUGCUAUGAUGCCAUCAUCCUGAAAGCAGAAGGGAAAGUGGACCCUGACAUUUUCUGUCAGCUGGGCCACUUUAACCUGCUGCUAGAGGACUAUCCAAAAGCAUUAUCUGCAUACCAGAGGUACUUCAGUUUACAGUCGGACUACUGGAAGAAUGCUGCCUUUUUAUAUGGCCUUGGCAUGGUUUACUUCCAUUACAACGCAUUUCAGUGGGCAAUCAAGGCGUUCCAGGAGGUGCUUUACAUUGACCCCGGUUUCUCAAGAGCUAAAGAGAUUCACCUG